AUGUGUUUGGUGGAAGAGGCACUUUGCAGAGAGCGGGACAAAAGGGUGCUGUCUAUCCAAAGUCAUGUUGUACACGGAUAUGCAGGCAACAAGGCUUCCGUUUUCCCGUUACAGGUGGUUUUUUUUUGCCUUUUAAAUGGCUAUUUCAAUAUUUGUGUCAGACUAUUUCAGUUGAAUGGUUUCGAGGUAGAUCCAAUCAACAGCGUACAAUUCAGCAAUCAUGCGGGUAAUAUCGAGUUCUUUGGUCUACCUACAAGUGAUUUCUUCAUUCAAUUAUUUUGUUCAUUGCUAUGUUGUGUGCUUUGCUUCAGUUCUUUUUCUCGGUUAUCAGCUUAUAGCUCAUUGAUGGCAACCAUACAUUGGCUCCUUGUUGUCGUCGACGUGUUCACCAUGCAUAAGCGAACUUUUUCAAAUAUCUCUCGUUUAGGAUACAAACACGUAAAAGGCCAGAAGCUCACUGAAGUAGAAUUAACCGAACUGUUUGAAGGUCUCAAGCUCAAUGAACUCGAUGAGUACACCCAUAUUCUUACAGGUCUGACUGACACUCGUUCGGGCCUUUUUUUCUUAAAUUUUCAAACAUCACUUUUAUGCAUACAUCGUUUAGAAACCUCUAUCGUUUAUGAA
Messenger RNA from Strongylus vulgaris, 624 nucleotides. The record is from the annotation of a GenBank genome assembly. Lineage: Eukaryota; Metazoa; Nematoda; Chromadorea; Rhabditida; Strongylidae.